CCUUUCCCCCCUGAGCCUCUGACACUGUCGGCGCGCGGCUGCAUCUCCAGCUCCUUCCUACCUGUGCAGAGGCGCACUGCAGCACGCAGAGAGGAACUGACGGAUAAAAGCCACUUGUACAGAGAGGUCAGACCGUCCUGCAUGAGCUGAAAUGAUGAUUACUACCAGACAUGUCCAGAUCAUUUCACUCAUCUGUGCAGUUUCUUAUCUCAGCCUGGCCUUCCCUAUCCAAAUGCCAACUACUCAUUUUUCAUCAGAUGAUGUGCGGCGGCUUCAACUGAACAUGCCCCACUCAGGUCCAAUUUUUGCACCUUUGGGCAGCUCGAUUUCCAUUCCUUGCUUUGUGUCCCUGUCCUCCACCUCCCCUUCGGUGGUGCCCCGGGUGAAGUGGACCGUGGUUUCUAAGGGGGUCGAGACAGAGAUCUUGGUAGCCAGGGGUCCAAGAGUGAAGAUCAACGAUUUGUACAGAGAUCGCGUGGCACUAUUGAACUUCUCCUCCUCCCCUGAAGAUGUGACUCUGUGGUUGGGGGAUCUGCACCACAAAGACUCUGGCCACUAUCGUUGCGAGGUGCAGCAGGGACUGGAAGAUGCCAGCAAAGUUGUACAGGUCAAGGUCAAAGGGGUGGUGUUCCACUAUAGAGAUGCUUUGGGUCGGUAUUCCUUCUCCUUCCAGCAGGCCCAGAGAGCUUGUGAGGGCAUCGGGGCACAGGUUGCCACACCCGAGCAGCUGCUUGCAGCCUAUUUCGAUGGAUAUGAGCAGUGUGACGCAGGCUGGCUGGCAGACCAAUCUGUCAGGUAUCCAAUCCAAGCACCUCGUGACGGCUGCUAUGGAGACAUGGACGGGCAACCAGGAGUGAGAAACUAUGGAACAAUGGAUCCAAAUGAUCUCUAUGAUGUUUAUUGCUAUAUAGAACAAAUUCACGGCAAGGUUUCCUAUGAGUACAUCCCACAACAGUUAUCAUUUGAUGAGGCACAGUCAUUUUGUCAAGACAGGAAGUCACAGCUGGCAUCAACUGCACAGUUAUACUUAGCAUGGAGUGAAGGGCUGGACCGCUGCAGUCCUGGCUGGCUCUCUGACGGCAGUGUGCGUUAUCCCAUCGUAACCCCAAGAGAGAGGUGUGGUGGUCCUCAAGCAGGCGUCAAAACAAUCUAUCGCUUCAGGAACCAGACCGGUUUCCCCGACCGGUCUAGCCUUCAUGAUGUUUAUUGUUUCAAAGGAGACAGUGAAACUUCUACUGACUCUCCAGUGGACGUCACAGAAGCUGAAAGCUUAGAACAAAAAGUUGUUAUGUUUAAUGAAAGAGCACAAGAAAUUCAUCUUAAUCAGCUAGAAAAACAAGUGGAACGAGAAGCACAAAGUGAACUUGAAUCUUUACCUCUUUUGCCUGACUCUUUUACUACAUCUUACCCAAUCGAUACAAACCAGACAGUUACUUCAGACGUAACAGAAUCUUUCCCAAGCACCACCUCUUCGUUGAAUCACCUUCAACCACUUCAAGAAGGCACAGAAAUAAGUUACAACUCCCAGCUUCUUCCAAAAGAAAUUAAUAGCACAACAGAGGUCUAUGAUUCAGCACAAAACUCAACCAUUCUCUCUGGUGAUUACAAUUGGACAGAGUUUCAACAAAACCUGAGCUUCACCUUUCACCUAUCUGAAUUUGUAAAAAUCACAUACCAACCCCAGACAGAGAACCACUCAAUGCUAGACACAUAUCCUACUCAGUCUCUACAGUCAAUCGAACAGACGAAGCAGUACCAUGAAAUUCAUGUAACUGAUGUGAAAUUUGACAAAUCUCAUACCAAUUACAGUGAGACGGAGAAUAACCAUACAGACGUUGAUGUAAAAGAUGGGGUUUGGAGAGGGACCACCGUGGCAAUUAGUCCAUUGCUUGACAUAAAGAUGGAAGAAGCAGCUGCAGAAGAUCCUGUGCGGAUGUUGGUCACAACUCCGGCUUCCCAAGAUAUGGGAACUCCUUCCACACAAGAAAGUCCAACUGCUGAGUCAGCCAUUAAGACCUAUUCAAUCUGGACUCCCAUAGAUGGAUCUGGAGAUAUUUCCCAUGAGAAAGAGUUUGAAAUGGGAGCAGUCACCCUCAUGUCCACGUCUCAAUCCUCCACUGCUGGAUUUGCCACCCAAUCGCUGGGCUCUGCUGUGGCUAGCAGAGCUCCCACCACGCCUCAGAGCACAAAUCCAGCCCACGCUACUGUGUCACAGAAUGUGGACAAACUGGGCUUUGAAAUCUUUUCUACAACACCAGACUUGUGGGAUCUCACUGUGUCUAGACAGGAGGGAAGUACAAGCUUGGACUCUGAAGAAAGUGAGGAAAAAUUGGUUGAUGCAACUCAGCCUCCCACCCAGGUAGUUUCUGGGGUACUUCCUAUGACUGAACCUCCAGUGGGUUUAAAUAUCUCUUAUUCACCAUCUGAAUUGGCAACAGACAACUAUCAGACAGGUUAUAAAGUGCCUAAUGGCUUGAUAAUCCCUUAUGAAGAGGCAAGUGGAUAUGAGCUUGGAACAGUUACUUCAACCUUUCAAGAGGACAUUAAAAAGACCUCACCUUUAGAAGGAAAUGUUAGAGUUUCCCCAACCCAGACAGAGGAAGUUUACAGCUCAAUUUUAGUUGGAAAAGAUGCUAAAGUUCCGUCGACUGCUACGUUUACAACAGAAGCUAAUGUUGGCCAAAGCACAGAAAAAGAAGCCAAAGUUGCCCCAACACUCAGUCUGAAAGGAGAAACCAAAGUUACACCAACUGCUGUCCCAGAAGAAGAAACUAAAGUUAGUCCAACUUUGGUCCUUAAAGUAGAAAAAGGUUCUCAAAUUAUUGCUGUUGGAGAAGAAGCUACAGCAACGCCAUCAGCUGUUCUUGAGAAAGAAGAUGAACUUGUGUCACCCUUGGUGUUUGAUGGCGAAACUAAGGUUGAUAUAAAUCUUACAGAAGAAGCUAAAGCUAUCCCAACUCUUGUUCUUGAUGAAAAACCAAAUGUUGGCCCAAACGUCCUAGAACAGGAAACUAAUGUAAACCUAACGUUGGUCCUUGAAGAAGAGAAAGGUGCUUCAGUUUUGUCUAUUGAAGAAGUUAAAGUACACCCAACAGUUGCUCUCGAAGAAGAUUCGAAAACUGUGUCAACUUUGGUUUUUGAUGGAAAAACUAAAGUUGACCCAAAUCUUUCGGAGGAAACUGAAGUUAUUUCAACACUGGUUCUAGAUGAAAAAUCUAAUGCUGACCUCCCUGUUAUUCUAGAUGAAGCAACUAAAGUUAACCUAACUUUACCGCAUGAAGAAGAGACGGUUGCUUCAGUUCUGAGUGUUGAAGAAGACAAAGUAAUCCCAACAAUUGCCCUCAAAGAAGAGUCUAACAUUUUGUCAGCCUUGGGUGUUGAUGGCAAAACUAAAGUUGAUGCAGAUCUUACAAAAGUGGCUAACGUUACACCAGCUCUUGUUCUUGAUGAGAAAGCUAAUGUUGACCCAACUGUAGUUUUAGAACAGGAAACUAAAGUUAAUCUAACUUUGGUUCUUGAAGGAGAGACAGAUGGUCCAGGUCUGCCUGUUAAAGAAGAAAUUAAAGUAAUCCCAACAGUUGCUCUUGAAGAAAAAUCUAACUUUCCUUCAACCUUGGGUUUUUAUGGAGAAACUAAAAUAACCCCAACUCUUGUUUUUAAAGAAGUGGGUGCUACUGACCCAACCGUUACAGAACAAGAUAAAGUUGCAAGAUUCGUCAUCGAGGAUAAAGCCCCAGUAACUCCUAAAGUAAUUUUUGAAGAAAAUGCCAAAGUUGACUCAACUGUCUUUCUUGAUGUUAUUUCGAAUACAAAAGAAAAUGCUGAAGUGGAAUUAACCCCAAUUCAUGUGAAAGCCGAAGUUAUACAAACCCCUUUCGUAGAGGAAGAAGCCAAUGUUCGAAGGUUUAAUUAUGCAGAAGAAACAGAUAUUUCCUCUGGGUUCCCCGAAAGAGAAUCCAAAGUAACCUCAACCUUUGGGACUGAUGAACCCGAAGUUACUCCUGGCCUUGAUUUUGAAGACAAACAAAAUGCUGCACUACCCUCUGAGGACUUUACCAUUUUUGCUCUCAAUUCUCAAACAUCUAAGUGGAAUCUGCUGACUACCACAACUGGACCCCAAGAACAUCAGAAUAAUCCAAAGUUUAGUCAGAAACUCCCUUUCACGUCAGUGUCAGAGACCUCAGUGAGCACUGACCAGUCUAAACUUUCUACUCCUGCAAUGUCUACCACACACAUGCCCAAACACACCUGGAGCCCAAGAACCACAAGACCUCACAGUUUCCGUAAGACGACAGAGCCCCAGAAGUUUAACCGUUUUGUCCCACCUUUGGAUCAAGGUGUGGUUGAUCUUGACAUUAGCCUCACCCCACCACCCACCCUGCUUAUCUUGCCCAAAGAGAGGGCAGCUGUAGGUGGUGCAGAGGCCUUUUCAGAUGCCUGUUUGGAUGACCCCUGUCUCAAUGGAGGCACCUGCACUGAGCGAGACGGACACAUUAAAUGUCUCUGUUUGCCAACUUAUGGAGGAGACCUUUGUGAGAACGACUUGGAGCGAUGUGAACCAGGCUGGGAUAAAUUUCAAGGUUUCUGCUAUCGACACUUCAGCCAGCGUCAGAGCUGGGAGGUAGCAGAAAGGCACUGUCGCACACAAGGAGCUCAUCUGGUGUCCAUCAUGACCCCCGAGGAGCAGGAAUACAUUAACAGUAACUACAAAGAAUACCAGUGGACUGGUCUGAAUGAUAAGACUGUUGAGGAUGAUUUCCGAUGGACUGAUGGAAACCAGCUGCUGUAUGAGAACUGGUACAGAGGGCAGCCAGACAGCUACUUCCUCUCUGGAGAGGACUGCGUGGUGAUGGUUUGGCACGAUAAUGGCCGCUGGAGUGAUGUACCCUGCAACUAUCAUCUGGCAUACACCUGCAAGAAAGGCACCUCCUCCUGUGGUCCCCCCCCAAAGAUUCGUAAUGCAUCCAUAUUCGGAAAAGCUCGAACCAGGUAUGAGACCAAUGCAGUUGUGAGGUACCGAUGCUCAGAGGGCUUCCAGCAAAGGCUGAACCCUCUAAUCAGGUGUCUGUCUGGAGGCCUAUGGGAGAGACCUCAAAUCCUUUGCUUCCCUGGGGGUGGAGAAAUUGUGCAAAGCCUUGACAUGCUGUCACAAACUGAUAGCAGCUUCUUAGCAGCUGGAAAUGAUUUUGAAGCCACCGAAGAGCCACCACAGUUUUGGGACAUCAAGUUUUAACACCUGUUCUUUCUUUUUAAGCAUACAGUUUUGUUACUGUACUGUGAUAUGAUGUAUUUUUUUUAUAGAGAGCACAAUGAACCACAGAGACAGAAGAUAAUGCAAGAGGACUAAGAUUUCCUUCAGUGAAGAACGUUCAUCCGUGAUUAUGAGGAUUUUAAAUAUGGCAUUUAAUUAUUUCCAGAUUAGGCUUUGAUGUAUGAAUCUUUUCUAAUAAUUAUUCCUUUUGUGGUUAUAACAAUGUCCAAGGCCUUUUCACGCCAUGGUGCUAUCUUUGAAGCCCUUUCUACAGUUUUAGAUUUUCAGUGUGUCAUGUUCCUACUUUAUCAAAGAUCCUGACACCUUUAAAGUGAGCCAUUAACAACCAAGAAACGCAAGUAUGUGUUGUUGUUUUUUUACAGUUGAAAUAACUGUCCAGAGUUUGUUUUUUCCUACAAAAAAAUUUGAGGUCAAGCAGACGCAGUUUUGUUCUGUGGCUUUAUGUUGUAAUAAAGUUUUGUAGAACAGAUCCAAGAAUAAAUCAGUUCUCCUAUUUUACUCCCACUGUGUUUUGGCUUUAUUUCAUGCGGAUUCAUGUGAGAAAGUUACAACCCAUUAAUAAACCCAGUGGAUAUGGAAAACUACAGUAUUUCAUUCAAAAAUUAAAUACAUAAAUAAAUACUGCUAUUGAUAAAUUGUCAAUAAAUAUUCCAUUAAAUGUCCCUAUAAAAUAAAAAAAUAUGCUUUUGAUCCUUUUUGAUAUUAUUCAAGAUUUUUUUAUUUAUUCAAAGAUGUAUUAUUACUUUAUUUAUACAUUUGAUUGUUUAUUUAAUAAUGGAGUGUAAUUUUGUGA
Messenger RNA from Cyprinodon variegatus (sheepshead minnow), 6065 nucleotides. RefSeq names its product neurocan core protein-like. NCBI's taxonomy places the organism in Eukaryota, Metazoa, Chordata, Actinopteri, Cyprinodontiformes, Cyprinodontidae. The transcript has 14 exons. Gene Ontology annotation, molecular function: hyaluronic acid binding. The record is from RefSeq and is a predicted model, not a curated record. Bases 152 to 5233 code for a protein of 1693 amino acids. Gene Ontology annotation, biological process: cell adhesion.